UAAACUCAGUCAAUAAAUGUCACUGACUGUGCUGCAGUUCUGAGUUCUGUGGAGAACAAAUACGUAUUUUUUUAAUAAAUUGUUCAAAUGAUUAAAUUAGACGUAAAUUAACUGAGAAACUGUGUUCUGUUCUAGAGUGUUGGAUAAAAAAUAUAUAAAGACUGUGUGGUUUUAGAAAAAACAUUCCUAUGCAUACAUUUUCGUAGAAGAUACUUUUAAUGAAUCGGUGUCAACAAUAAUUGAGAGAAAAGUUAGGGGUUGGUUAAGUGGAGUCAUUGACGACAUGAGGCGCAGUAGCCCCGUACAACAGUGGCUUGAUUCCUUGCCAGCUGAUGCACCUGUUGAGGCUGAAACCACUGGCGAUGAGGUGAAAGUCACUGAGCCUAAGUCUGAUGAUAGUAAAGCAGAGGAAUCAGUAACUGAGAACACAGUCAUUGAACCUAUCAAAGAAAAGGAGGAAGAGGAGCAAAACUUGGAAGUUCCUGUAAAAGAAGCAUGGAAAAGAAAGUCCCUUGAUAGUGCUCUACUCACUAGUACUCCACAGAGGACCAAUGUCAAGAGAUUGCAGCGGGACCAUUCAAUACAAUCGGAAGGAUAUUCUCCUAAGUUUAAGAACCCAUUACUUAGGGAUCAUUCUCUCCAGUCUGAUAAUAGUGGAUCGAGUGGCAGCUCAGUGUUAAACGUAUUAGGAGCACGAAAGGUUGAUGCAGAGUCAGUUCUAAUAGCUCUAGGCUUUGGGCCAAGUGAAAAGCAGCAGAAAUUGCAAAGGAUACCUGAUAGAUUUUUAGCUCCAUCUAAACUGAAAGGCAUCAGCACAGAAGAUUUUAUCAAGAAGGAACAACACUCAAUGCGGAUGCACGAUUGUGGUAUAUUCGGGUACAGAGGACUGACAGGGAAUCCUCAUGUUCCACCGUCGACAAUUGUAGCUAAAAUAAUUGGUUGCAUCCUUCAAGAUGAAGUUUGUCGUGAAGAGGCGGUAAUAAAAGCCAGACAUUCUAUAGCUGAUAUGCGAACUCAACCUAAUCUUAAUGCUAUCCUCGCCGCGCGCAUGCGUAACAACUAACAUAUGUCGUGACCAUGGGUUCGCUCUCUCCAUGAAAUGCUAGUUAAGUUCAUGAAGUGGUCGCAUUUCAUUUUUUUGUGUCUGUUGGCCACAUCAUCAUGUGGUUUGGUGAGGUCGCGCAUGGUCAACAUUACACGGAUGCGGUCGGUUUAGAUUAUUAGGUUUUUGUUUUUUAACCAGUAAAAAAAGAUAACACCACUUUGGUAGCCCCGCUUCUAAAAAGGACUUUAAGAUUUCCAAUAAAUAUUUUUAAAGUCAUAUCCUGAAAUACGACCGUUCCAUGAAAUUAUCGAUCAUUUCAUGAAGUUAGCUAAUCUGGCAACGACUCAUCCAAAUAUUAUUGAUUUCUGGUGUACAUAAUAAUAAUAAAUGAUUCGUUAAACGCUUAAUUGAUUAAAAAAUCUGUGCAAUAAGUUUUCAUAUUAGCUCAAAAUUCUAAGCUCAAAUAAUUGGUGAAGGGUGUUUUUUCGUAGGUAGGCACACUUACUUAGAUAUCAUAAAAAUAAAAGACUAAUACCAUUAAAUGGAACAAAUAUAAUGUAAUUGUGUUGAUUUUAAUCACAAAACUAAAUCACAAUCUGUACCUUAUCCGUAAGGCACAAAUACUAAAAAAAUGCCUUAGUCAUAAUAGUCAGUUUCGUAUAUUCCUUUUAAAAUAAUAAUAUAUACCUAAAUGUCUAUGUGUGAUUUAAAAUCGUGAUAAAUAAGCUAUUUGUAGACAGUUAAUUUAUGUCUGAAUGUCUCUGAGUAAUGAACUUAUAUUUUAAAGAGGCCAAAAAUAAUCUUAUUGCAAUACAAAAAUCUGAAUGAAUGAUAAAAUAUUCCUUAUUAAAUUAUUAAAAACAAAGUAGUAGUUAUAGGAGACUUACUUUGCAGUUGAUCAUUUUGAUAAUUAAACUUAGAUAAGUAAUUCAUUUUUGUUCGUAAGUACUGCGUAAAAUGUUAUUGUAAAUCCUACUUGCGCGUGAGUGUGGACUGAGUACUUAUCGUUUGAUAUGUUAUGUGAAUAGUUCAAACACUAAUGUAGUUAUUUUUGUGUCUUAGAUACCUACUUAGUCACAUAAGGGUCAUAUCAAACUUGCCUGACAUUAAGAUAAAAAGCAAAACAAUUAUCUAAAAUUGAUUUACUUAUGAAAGUUAAUAAUGAUGAUGAAUAUUAAUAAAUGUAAUAAAUUUCAUAAUACUUAAAUUAAUAUUUAUUGACUUAUUAAAACGUUGACGAGUUGUUUAAGCGAUAAUAUGAUCUUUCAAUUUCUCUUUAGUAUAGUUUGUACAAAAAAUAUGCUUUGAUAUAUUAAUGAAAAUGUUCUAUUAUUUCAGAGAUAGUUUAUUGUAGGCUGUAUUACCAAAGCAAAGUUGAAUUUUAUCAAAUUUUAUUCAAUAUGGUUAAGCAAAUUGUCAAUGUAACUGUUUCUAUAAAUAUGGUUCAAGAAAAGUGCUAAUGCAUAAAUAUUUUAGCAGUCAUUUCAAAGAAAACUUAUACGUAACGAAAUCUCGAAGAUCGCUCGAGAUAGAUUAAGACGUGGAGUAUUGUCUUUAGCCCUUUUGUUAUUGUGUGUUUUAUCAUAUUGUAUUUCUUAGAUCUGCUUCUUUCAACUAGUAAUUAUAGAGCUAAAAAAUAGCUUUAAGUAAUAUUGACAUAUCUUGGUAUUUAUGUAUUAAAGCACUAAUAUUUGCCAAUCCCAGUGUUCAAAUAGACAUGCAAGAACAAAAUGUAAAAAAACUACCUAUAUAUUUAAUUACCUGCUUACAUAUAUUGAAAUCAUAAAUUAAACUAGGUAAAUAUUUGCUAAUUUAAAUCAUGACUGUUAAAGAUGAAUAAGUUUUAUUUACUUGUGCCUUAUCUAAAUGGGUACUUGCAUAUUAAUGAAAAGUCAAAUCAUUCCUAUGUCUAGCGCAUUUUAUGUGGGCGGUAAGAAUCAUUAUUCAAUGAAAAGUAAUGAUUAUUACCUUUGUGUACGCAGUAUGUGACUGUUCCUAACCAAAGUUUUUAAGUCUCGGAAAGCGAUUGAAAUGCAACUAGUGCACGCUAAUAUUCGUGUGUAAAUCAAUCACUUGCAGAGAAAUUAAGAACAACAUUCCUAUAUGAUAGGGAGUGAAAAUGUGUCGCUAGCCAUCAGAACGCGAGUUGUUAGAUGAGAUCUUAAUAUUAAUUUAUGUAUGUUAUUUAAAAAUGUAAGGUAGCGUAGCGAUCAUUCAUUUCCUGAAACCAAGGUCUGCAAUUGUGCACCGGCCUUAAACUAUUGUGAUGUUUGUUAAUGUGACCUGAUACUGAAAUGUCAUAUUAUUUUUGCUCAUUAGAUAAAUUAGGUACUUAAAUGUUUAACUUGUAUUAUUUAGAGAUCUGAGUGUGUGGGAUCAAAAUGUAAAAUAAAAUUCAGUAAACUACCUACUAUUUUCUGGA
Helicoverpa zea (corn earworm) is the source of this 3467-nucleotide messenger RNA. RefSeq lists its product as uncharacterized. Gene Ontology annotation, molecular function: signaling receptor binding. The record is from RefSeq and is a predicted model, not a curated record. The coding region runs from base 284 to 1063 and encodes 259 amino acids. Lineage: Eukaryota; Metazoa; Arthropoda; Insecta; Lepidoptera; Noctuidae. The transcript has 5 exons.